UUAAUCCCAGCAUAAUGAAAUUUGAUGUGAGUCAAGCAUUUAUACCACAAAUAGUGACUCAAUGCUAAAUAUAACUUAGUUCUUGUUCUAAGCAUCAGCCGAUUAGCUAGUAAUAAAGCUGUGCAUUUUCCUAUAAAGGGUUAGCCUUCAUUGUAGUAAUGGAAAUAUGGUUUGUGAUAUGAUGAGUCAGAACCUAUAAAAAUGUAGAGCAAAUCAAUACAAUUUUAAGGACAUAUUUUGCUCCUUUAGAAACGGGAGGAGCCGAGUAUGAACCUCGGGAGUGCAGAUGGGGGUGAACCAACAGAAGGAAGUAACCUCCUGAGCAGCGGUGAAAAAAGGCCACAAGAAACACCAACUGAAUCAAGUCAUUUGCAGAGACUGAGACAAACAUUUGCUCGCCGUCCAUGUGGAUCACCGGUUAGCAAAAUAACAGAUGUUGCCACGGAUUUUCUUCUGUGGGCUAUGGUUUGGUCAGUUACCAUCGGUACAUUUCUUCCUGGAGUAAACCCGUCUGGAAUCAUAAUCCUAUUGUUUUUUGCCUUUCUUGGAGAUACACUGUUCUGGCUCAUUAAGUUGCCUAUAUUGCCGCCACUGCCUGAUUUUCUUGGUGCAAUGCUUGCUGGGUUUCUCAUCAGAAACAUCCCAGUCAUCAGUGAUAACGUGCAGAUCGAGCAUGAGUGGUCUUCCUCUGUGAGAAGUAUAUACCUGUCUAUCACUUUGCUUUAUGUCGGCCUUCAACUGGAUUCAGAGGCCCUGAAGAAGUUGAAGGGUGUUUGCGUGAGACUAGCCAUGGGUCCUUGUCUUGCGGAGGCAUGCGCAUCUGCUCUUCUUGCUCACUUCCUAAUGGGUUUACCAUGGCGAUGGGGAUUUAUACUGGGUUUUGUUUUAGGUCCUGCAUCUCUAAGCAUUGUGGCGCCUUCAAUGCUCCUUUUGGUGGAAGACGGCUAUGAUGUUAAAGGUGUCCCGACCUUCCUCCUGGAUGCUUACAGCUUCAAUACCAUUCUAGCCAUCACUGGCUUUAACAUGUGCUUGGGCAUAACAUUUCCCACAGGCUCCACAAUUUUUAAUGUCCUUAGGGGAAUUUUGGAGGUCGUAACCGGUGUAGCAACUGGAUCUCUUCUUGGAGCUUUUAUUCAUUACUUUCCAAGCAGUGACCAGCGCGUUCAUGAUUGGAAGAGAAUAGUCCUUGUUUUGGGGUUCUCUGUGCUCACUGUUUUCAGCAGCGUGUAUUUUGGUUUCCCGGGAUCAAGAGGACUGUGCACGUUCGUCAUGGCCUUCCUUGCAGGCAUAGGAUGGACAAGGAACAAGGUGAAUUUCAUUUUAAGUUCUGUUCACAGCUACUUUCUGAUCAGAUUACUUUUUCAUUCCAAAUGCUGCCUUUGUGUUGCCACCCUGGGCGUUGCAGUAUUGAUGCGAAUUUUGACUGCAUUUCUGAUGGUGUGUUUCGCUGGUUUUAACAUAAAGGAAAAGAUAUUUAUUUCUUUUGCAUGGCUUCCUAAGGCCACAAUGCAGGUUGCGUUAGGAUCUGUGGCUUUGGACACAGCAAGAUCAUAUGGAGAUACACAGCUGGAAGACUAUGGAAUGGAUGUGUUGACAGUGGCAUUUUUGGCCAUCCUCAUUACAGCCCCAAUUGGACGUCCGCUUAUUAGUUUGCUGGGCCCCAGGCUUCUCCAGAAAACUAAACAUCAAAGUAAAGAUGAAGUAGUUCAAGGAGAGCCUUCUGAACAAGUUUCGAGGUGAAAAGAGACAAUGCUGAAUAUAAUAAAUAGAACACUGCUACCAGAGCCUACUUUAUCAAGAUGGAAGUUGAAAUAUGUAAUGUUUAAGCUUAAAAUGCAAUAGAACCAUAAGUGUAGCUAUUUCUUUACGAUGGUGGUAAUAUUCUACAUCUCCAAUCCUGACUGCUGUACCAUCUUUUUUUUUUCCUCAAACUCUCCUUCAUUAUGUAUCUUUAUUUU
Trichechus manatus latirostris (Florida manatee) is the source of this 1958-nucleotide messenger RNA. RefSeq names its product sodium/hydrogen exchanger 9B2-like. Gene Ontology annotation, molecular function: antiporter activity. Gene Ontology annotation, biological process: proton transmembrane transport. Gene Ontology annotation, cellular component: membrane. The transcript has 9 exons. Bases 268 to 1740 code for a protein of 490 amino acids. The record is from RefSeq and is a predicted model, not a curated record. Lineage: Eukaryota; Metazoa; Chordata; Mammalia; Sirenia; Trichechidae.